Molecule: messenger RNA, 3771 nt
Organism: Monascus purpureus
Lineage: Eukaryota; Fungi; Ascomycota; Eurotiomycetes; Eurotiales; Aspergillaceae
Source: the annotation of a GenBank genome assembly
AUGCGCCUCAACCUCGUUAUCCAGCGACACGGCCUCCCGAUUACGCGUAUUCUCUGGACAACAUCGUUGCCGUCUUUUCUUGGAGGAAGUGCGUUGGGGUCAUCAUACGUACCUGCAUCAUCGUCGGUUAUUGCUUCAUCACGGGCCCCUAAUGCGGCAUACGCGAAUGGGUACACGAUUGCGCAGCUUUUGGAAGACGUGAAUGAAGUUGUCCCGCUUGAGACAGGUGUAGAUCUUGGGGGCGAUGGACACAGUGGUGUUUGGGGACUUGAAGAUUACGUUGUAGAAGUUGGUGGGUUUGAGUGUCUACACUUCAUGGAGGUGGAAGGAUUACUUAGGGAUGGUGAUGAGGUUGUGAUCCGCGCUCUCCAGACAUCGGAUUUACGAGCCAGACGACUUUCCGGGCGCCACCAGAUUUCGGUUGACGGUAGACAUCUCAUCGACGGAGUGCCAUUUGGAAGAUCGUUCUUGAAAAGGUCAACAUCUUCAAGACCCGCAAUCGCAAUUCCUCCAAGGAAAAGGAGAAGGACUACUCUCUCCAAUUGGCAACUCCCCGAUACCUACGGGGCGGAGGGUGAAGACUGUGCUCCUCUGGGACACGAAGACACGGAUAGAUCAUUAGCGAACGAUGAAUAUGUUGAUGAAGGAACGGUUAUUAGGCACAACGUGGAAGCGGAUGAAGAUUCCCAGCUUUCUGAAAGUGAUGCCGACUACGCUGAAGAUGAGGAAGAAAAUUUACAAGAAGAGUUGUCAGGUUUAAAGGAAGAUAUGGAAACUUCCGGUCUUCGUGGAGAUAUUGAAGAGGAUGAGCAACGAGCCAGUGCCGGAUACGCUUUACGCUUGAGGUCCAGCUCGGGUGAGGAACCAUCAGAUGAGGUUCCCGCGCAGAGUGCGUCGCCUGCAACCACCCUUAGUGUCGCCGAAAAACAGCCUGGAAUGGACUUCAGACCCAGAGCAUUACGCUUGAGAUCGAGCUCUAGGCCGAAAGCUUUGAGCAAGAGCCCCGCAGCGAAUCCUCCUUCUAUAGUGUCAAGCGCCGCUCGUUCCUCUAGAACAGAUUAUUCGCCAAAGGGGUCUAAACUGGUCAGGUUUCGGAAUGAGAAUAAAGAGCCUUUGCCUCCAACGUCUCUGAAGAAGGGGGCUUAUGCGUCAGGACAGCCAUUGCUCGCAAGGGCUGUUGUUCCUGGUGAUGAAGUUGAACCUACGCUUAGCGAUUCCACGUCUUCCACGAGCGUGUCGAGCGACACGUCCUCUAAUGAAGAUGACUCGGAAUUAGAGUCCGAGAUAGAAGAAGCAACUGAAACAGAAGAAGAAGACUCGAUGUCCGAAACUGAUGACGACUCAACUUCUGAGUUGGAAGCAGUAUCUAAAUCAGAGGAUGAGGAAAUGUCUGAAUCGGAAGUAUCAGAGGAUGAAGCAGUUCCUACAGUUGUUUCAAAAGGAAAACCACGUCCUGAAACGAGCGCACCUGGGAAUGGUUCAUUGAGAACGAAGAAAAACAAUAGACGCUGUAAACUUCGGCGCAGAUUGUCGAAGUUGAAGGAGUUGGGUGCUCUGCCUCCCAAUGCAGACUUCGCUGCGUUGCGAGCUUGGGAAUCUGCCAAUGGGAGAUGGUAUGAGCCACCAGAAACUAAGCCACCUGGGACCGAAGAUACGUACGCGGAAGCUUCAGCCAAAAAGAAAGAGCAGGAGGAAUUUGAAGAAAAGAGACAGAAACUAUUACGUCAAUUGGAGUCUGGCGGCAUUGACAUGGAUGGGAUUUCUGAAGAAGACCGUGUUUCACCCCCUGCUCUUGAAGAGGAUACCCAAAUGACUACCGAAACUGCCGAAGAAGUCGGUGCUCAGCCAGUCAAUGAAGCAGAAGCUCGAUUAGAAUCUGAGCUUUCGAAACGGCGUACGCUGGACCUAGCAAGCUCCAAACGAUUACUGUUUGGGUCACUCGGUGUGAGGGCCCCUCGAUCCAAGGAAGAGGAAGAGGUUACUCGGAAGAAGCUUGCAGGGAAAGCGAACCACUUCCAGUCCAGGAGGCGAUCGUCUGUACCAGAUUCCGCCCCCGAAGCCGAAGGUGACUUGGAGGUCAACUGGCAGGAUAAGUUGGUUAUCAAAGCCACGGAGUGUAUCUUCGAUGACAUUGAAUUGACAGCGCCUCCCUUCCCAUUUGAGCAACGGUGGGAUUCUGAAGCGCAUGGCAUCAUAAGACAGCGCAAGGGUCGGGGGAAGGGGAAAAAGCGGAGACGCAGGGCUCGGAUUUACGAGGAAGAAAGUUGGGAAGAAGACUAUGAAAACGGCUUUAAUGGCUACGAGAAUGGCGAUGUGCAACUCAACUACGAUGACACUGAGCAGACGAACGAUGAUGAAAAUUCAGGCAAUGCGAUCGAAGUUGAGCAGAAUAGUAAACCUCCAAAAUCUCCUUCGGAAGAUCUUCCUGUCCUUUCAGAUGAUCUGAGCUCGGUCCCCGAUCUUGUGGAAAGCGAGAUUAAACUAGGGUCAAUCAUUGCGUAUAAGCAACUCGAUAUGUCCAAAGCCACGAAUUGGCAACCCAAGGUAUCCGAUUACCGAGUCGCGGAGGUCCACGAGGUUCUGGAGGAUGGUGUGGCUAAGGUCCGGCUUGCGAAGCGCGACCGGAUGAAGCCGGUGGAUAAUGCUGACGAGGAUGGGCCCCGUGAAUACAGUGGAUUUGAGAUGCCGGGAUAUGAAGAUAAUGAGACUGAGGACGAUGGUUUCCGGGAAGUUUCAUUUGGAGAAUUGAUUGAGCCGAAACUCUUACGGCCUGCAGCUCGUACUGACCCUGAUGCUGCGGAGCCAGAAGAUGCUCAAGGAGUCGACAUGUCCUGCGAUGCGCAAGAUUCUGCGGGAAAUCUGCCAACAGUUGAUUCUAGAGUCGAUAGUCACAACAUGUCUACCGUUCAAGAGAUACAGGAUACAGGCCGAUCAGCACAAGUUCUCGAUAGGAUAGAACUCGUUUCCAAUAAUGGCCGGAGGAACACCCAUGAUGAUAGCGAACAAGGCUCCGAUUCCGUUGCAAUCAGGUCCCCAGAGUUUGUAGGAUUCGAAUCAUCUCCAGCGCCAGAUACAACGUUAGGCGUGGACAAAGGCCAACAAGGCGGUAUACUCAACAACACAUCUUCCCCAGGCGAUGCGAAAGAAGAUAGCAGGGAAAUAUCUGGCUCUUCUUCCCUUAAACCUAACGCCGUUGACGCAGCGCAGAGCUCGCCCCAUUCUCCUAUGCCAUCUGAGGAAGACGCCGACCAGAACCGGCAGAGAGACUCUAGCCCCGAACGAAACCUGAGUCAGUUCGAACGCAUGCUGGGAAUAUUCAAUGUCGAGCGCUCCGUCACAAGCUCUCCUCAGUCAUUGAAUGGAGAGAGUCACGGCUCUGACGGUUCACAGUCUCCCUCUGAGGCGGGUUCUUCUCCGUCUGGCUCGAAUCUGGAGAUGAUCGGAAUCGGAUCUCAACCGGAUAGGCGCGACCGCACAGAAAGCCGGAGGUCAGGCAGCGCACUACUGAACCCAACCCAAACCUCUGAAGUCGUGCACCUUACUGGGCCGAGCCCACCGGCGUCUCCUGCAUUAGAAAUAGAGUGUGAUCCUGAAUAUACCGAGUCCCCCCGACUUCCUAAUGGACCGGGUUGGGUGCAGAAGAGCAAACCGGCUAGUCGCCAACAUCCCAGGCCGUCUAUGCGACGCGUGCAGACCCUGAAGGAGGUGAGUAUUAGUCCACCGCAAAAGAGGAGUUCACUGCGGAAGCGCAUGCGUGAGAAGGGACAUUAG